Molecule: messenger RNA, 1173 nt
Organism: Emys orbicularis (European pond turtle)
Lineage: Eukaryota; Metazoa; Chordata; Testudines; Emydidae
Gene: PRSS54
Product: serine protease 54
Exons: 5
Biological process (GO): proteolysis
Molecular function (GO): serine-type endopeptidase activity
Source: RefSeq, a predicted model, not a curated record
AUGCAGCAUCAGAACCCUGCCAGCACACGCGGUGCCCUGCUCCUUGGCUCGGCCCAGACGAACAGUGACUUCAGGGAGCGAGUGACGAACCUUCUCCCUGGGUAAAGCAGCUGCAGAGAGGAGAACAAUGCAGAGGAGACCGGGGCGAACGCUGGCAGCGGGGGAAAGGCAUUUGCAGCUGUGGGGGAAUUCCCCUGGGUGGUGUCGAUACAGGACCUACAACACAACCACCUGGCCUUUGGCUCCAUCCUGAGCGAGCACUGGAUCCUGAGUGCUGCAUCCAGUUUUCAGACAAGGCAUCCGGCUUUCGCCGAGGUUGGUAUAACAGAUCGGAACAUGCAGAGGAAGCCCCAGCCCCAGUACUCAAUCAGCACCAUCAUUCCCCACCAAGACUUCAACGCAAUCACACUGGACAAGAACAUUGCCCUGCUGAAGAUGGCCACCCCCAUAGAGUUCAGUGAUGCUGUUCUGCCCAUCUGCUUCCCCAGCAGGAACCUCACCGCAGCCACCCUGGAGAACUGCUGGGUGUCAGGGUGGCUUCACCCCACUGCAGGAAGACGCACGGCAGCGAGCUUUCUAAGGAAGCUCUCAGUAGUGGAUGUGGAUCCCUGCCCCUUGAAGAGAAUCGUUACGACCGAGUGCAGCAGCCACCGGGACUCCGAUAACGUGACAGGAUGUUUGGGGGACCCAGGGAACCCAGUCAUGUGCCAGGCUAAGGGAACUGGAGACUGGGUUCUGAAUGGAGUGCUGAGUCAGGGCGGCAUGAGAUGCUAUGGACCAUUUCUCUACACCAAAGUGGCCUAUUACAGCGACUGGAUUUCAGCCACAACAGCUGAUGCAGGAGUCCCCGUAUAUCCCACGUUUGCCAGAGGGCGCUCCGCUUUUCAAGCUCCGACUGAGGAUUUGGGAGGGUCGUUUGAGUCAGCAGAGAAGGUGUUUCGAUCCUCAGUCAUCGCAGAAGCUGGGUCUGACCGUGGCCAAGCCAAGCAGCGACCGAAGGACAUCCAGCCCGCCCAGGAAGGGCUAGCCAGGGCUUACAGCAAGUCUGACCCAGUGUACUAUGACUACUACAGUGGGGAAACGCUCCCCAUUUCUCAGGGGAGCUUACAUCUGCCGCAGAUCCCCACGGAAAUGAGCGCUGUUUUCCUUCUGCUCGGGCUCCUGUUUAGAUGA